Molecule: messenger RNA, 627 nt
Organism: [Candida] anglica
Lineage: Eukaryota; Fungi; Ascomycota; Pichiomycetes; Serinales; Debaryomycetaceae
Source: the annotation of a GenBank genome assembly
AAAUUGAACCUUUGGAAAUUUUGUAUAGCUUGCCCAUAGAAACCAAAAAGUAAAAAUGAAGAUUGAACUUGACUCCUUUUCCGGUGCUAAAAUCUACCCAGGUAGAGGUACUUUGUUUGUCAGAGGUGACUCCAAGAUUUUCAGAUUCCAAUCCUCUAAGUCUGCUUCCUUAUUCCACCAAAGAAAGAACCCAAGAAGAAUCUCUUGGACUGUCUUGUACAGAAGACAACACAAGAAGGGUAUCUCUGAAGAAACUUCCAAGAGAAGAUCCAGAAAGACUGUCAAGAACCAAAGAGCCAUUGUCGGUGCUUCUUUGGAAUUGAUCAAGGAAAGAAGAUCUCAAAAGCCAGCUGACAGAAAGAAGGCUAGAGACUCCAAGCUCGCUGAAGACAAGGAAGCCAAGAAGGCUGCCAAGGCUGCCAGAAAGGCUGAAAAGGCCAAGUCUGCUGCUUCCGGUACUUCUUCUUCUAAGUUCUCUAAGCAACAAUCCAAGGGUGCUUUCCAAAAGGUUCACGCCACCUCCCGUUAAGAAACUAGAUAGUAAUAUUAAUUUCAAAUCGUGAUGGUUAGGUUCUUUUAAAAUAGUUCUCUUAAUGUAUGUCUAAAUUAUAGCUUUAUGUUGUAAAA